This is a messenger RNA of Selaginella moellendorffii, 1495 nucleotides long. RefSeq names its product mitochondrial adenine nucleotide transporter ADNT1. The record is from RefSeq and is a predicted model, not a curated record. Bases 96 to 1181 code for a protein of 361 amino acids. The transcript has 8 exons. Lineage: Eukaryota; Viridiplantae; Streptophyta; Lycopodiopsida; Selaginellales; Selaginellaceae. Gene Ontology annotation, biological process: transmembrane transport.
UCGGUUAGGGUUUAGGGUUUAGAGCUCCUGGCAGCGGCCAAGCCCAGCGCGGAUUGGCAGCGGCUUGGCGAUUCUUGAGCUCCCAGCGCGCGCGCAUGGCCGAUCAAGCAGGUAGCAAGAAUGCACCCGCCGGUAACGCGGCUUUCUGCGAAUCGCCUCAAGUCUACGAUAGAGACGCGUCGGCGAUCGCCUCGCUGGUCGACAACACGAAGCUGGAUGUGAAAUCUCCCACGGAUGUCUUCCUCUCGAUCACCAAGUCGCUGAUUGCCGGUGGCGUCGCGGGCGGAGUGUCCCGGACGGCCGUUGCCCCCUUGGAGCGCCUAAAGAUUCUUCUUCAGGUCCAGAAUUCCCAGAAUGCCCGCUACAAGGGGAUGUUUCAGGGGCUGAGGACGAUCUGGAACACGGAGGGAGUGAAGGGAUUCUUUAUCGGGAAUGGCGUCAAUUGUGCCCGAAUCGUCCCCAACUCGGCCGUGAAGUUUCUAAGCUACGAGCAUGCGGCCAAUGCCAUCCUCUGGGCGUAUCGAAGGGAAACUGGCGAUAGCGAAGCGGAGCUCAAUCCAGUUCUACGCCUGGGCGCCGGAGCUUGCGCUGGGAUCAUUGCAAUGUCUGCGACUUACCCGAUGGACAUGAUUCGAGGUCGACUAACCGUGCAGACCAAAGGUUCCGAGAGUAGCUACAACGGGAUGCUCCACGCGGCAAGGACGAUCGUCAGGAUGGAAGGAUGGCAAGCGCUAUACAAAGGAUGGCUCCCGUCUGUGAUCGGAGUGGUGCCUUACGUGGGACUUAACUUCGCCGUCUACGAAUCGCUGAAGGACUACAUCGUCAAGGAAGAGCCAUUCGGACCCGUUCCAGGCUCAGAGCUUGCUGUUCUCACGAAGCUUGGGUGUGGUGCCGUCGCGGGAGCAACUGGCCAAACCGUGGCAUAUCCUCUGGAUGUCAUCCGACGGAGAAUGCAGAUGGGAGGGUGGUACACGACAACGAUCAACGGACAGAAGGUGCAAGUUCACUACAAUGGCAUGCUGGACGCAUUUUCUCAGACUGUCAAGAAGGAAGGCUUCACUGCGCUCUACAAAGGCCUGGUUCCCAACUCGGUCAAGGUGGUUCCAUCCAUCGCCUUGGCGUUUGUGACUUACGAGAUCAUGAAGGACCUGAUGACGCUGGAGUACCGUAUCACCGACUGAAAGUGCAGCGGCCCUCGUUUUUCCUUUUUUUUGACGAGCGCAGAAAUCUGGUUAGCUGCUCCCAACGCGGCACCGGGCUGGUUCCUAUCACCCUCUUCCUUUCUUUCGUACAUUGUGAUCCUUCGGUCGACGAAAUUUUCCCAUGGCAAAGGUACUUUUUAGUAUGCUGAUGAAAACGUAGGUGUGAAGCAGUGGGUUCUCGGUGACAAGAUACGUCAUGGAAAAAGGACAAAGAACGAGAGGAUUAGAAUGACAGACCGAGAUUGGUAAUUUUACAAUUCCCCAUUGCAAUAAAGGAACGAAUGAAGUGAAAA